AACAUUUCGCUGACUUUCUGCUUCGGACGUUAAUCCCUUAUAAGCCACCCCCGCCGACACUCCUGACCUCGUUUGGCGACAACGGGCUUGUCUCGCGAAACCGGGUUUUUGAACUGUAGUUUACCAAAGAUUUGGGGUUCUCUCAACGUAUCGCAAAACCAACGACACCAUCUAACCGACGGCUGACACUGUCGGACACAAUGGCAUCAUCAUCCAUCCCCUCCAAGACCCUCCAGGUCUCGCCCACGAUCACGUACAAGUACUACUACUCCCCAGCCUCCGAGCCGGCCCUGCAGACCCUGCUCUUCCUCCACGGCUUCCCCUCGACCACGGCCGACUUCCGCCCGCAGCUCGAGCACUUCGCGUCCCGGGGCUACGGCGUCCUCGCGCCCGACCUCCUCGGCUACGGCGGGACCUCGAAGCCGGCCGGCGCGCGUGAGUACGUCUGGCGCGCCAUGAGCGCCCACGUCGCCGCCAUCCUCGUCGCCGAGGGCCUGGCGGGCCGCGCCGUCGUCGGCGUGGGCCACGACCUGGGCUCCUGGUUCCUGAGCCGGCUGUGCCACCUCCUGCCGCCGCGGCUCGGGCUCGCGGGGCUCGUCUUCCUGGACGUCGGGUACGCCCCGCCGGGCGGGCGGUUCGACGUCGAGGCGAUCAACCGCGCGACGGCGGAUCCGGCGACGGGCGAGGAGCGGUUCCGGUACUGGGACCUCUUCGCGGGUGGGCCGGAGGCCGUCGCGCUGAUGGACCGCGAGGCCGCGUCCGUGGUGUCGCUGAUGCACGCGCCGCCCGGCGUGAUGGCGGCGAACCUAGGCCCGCGGGGGAGGGCGAGGGAGUGGGUGUCCGCGGGCCGCGUGGUCGCGCCGGCGGCGGGGGACGCCUUCGCCACGGAGGCCUACCUGCGGGAGAAGACCGCCGUGUUCCAGGAGGGCGGGUGGACGGGGCCGACGAACUGGUACAGGGCGCUGCGGGACAACCUCUCGUUCGAGGACGAGAGGGACAUGGAGAAGGGGAUCCGGGUGCCGGUGAUGGUGGUCGGGUGCGGGCGGGACGAGAUGACGACGGCGGGGCUGCAGGACCAGAUGACGAGGCCGUGGGCCGGGGCCGGGUACCGCUUCGAGGUGCUCGACACGGGGCACUGGGUCAUGCUCGAGGACGCGGCGGGGACGAACAGGUUGCUGAGCGAGUUUCUGGACGGUCUUCCCUGACCGCGAGGGUUGUGGCGUGCGGGGUGAUGGGCUCUCUUCUGUCUGGCGGGUGUCUACAUACACUCUUUUCGUUCAUUCUGAGAGGAACCCACUAGUUGGAAGACAUAACUUGUACGAGGAAAAGCAGACGGAGCUCUCGAAGGGGGGGCGCAUCAACGGCAACAUGCUCUGUUGGAGUCCUCUCUGCGAUGUCCCCCGGCCGCCCCUGAUGAGGAAUCUCAUGACGAAGGGGAGGUGACGAGCAAUGCCUUUGUAGGGUUGAACCAGAGAGACCUGGAGGGUAUUCCAAUUUUUCAUGUCCGCAGCACCUCGUAAGAUGGGUUCGGGUAAAGGCCCCGUUCUAUAUCGACACAGUUAUUCUCUUGUCUCCUUUUUGUCUGCUUUCUUCCUCACUCUCUCGCACCCCCACCACCCCCUUUUUUUUUUGAUCCCCAACGCCAUCGCAAUGCAUCAGUGACCCAAGACGAUCCGGUCGCACAAUCGACGUCCCUCGGAGACGGAUCGUGAGCUUUCCUCCAUCCUCUCCCCACCCUGACAGGCCAUGCAUGCAUGAACCCCUCCCCCCCGGUCCGUCAUCC
Molecule: messenger RNA, 1783 nt
Organism: Colletotrichum destructivum
Lineage: Eukaryota; Fungi; Ascomycota; Sordariomycetes; Glomerellales; Glomerellaceae
Product: Putative alpha/beta hydrolase-1, epoxide hydrolase
Exons: 1
Coding region: 201-1205 (334 amino acids)
Biological process (GO): acylglycerol catabolic process
Cellular component (GO): mitochondrion
Molecular function (GO): monoacylglycerol lipase activity
Source: RefSeq, a predicted model, not a curated record